AUGAGGUAGUGUUUUUUUUAUUCAUCCAACUAGAUUUUUAGUUUCAUUAUUGCUUUAUAUGGAACAUUCGAUACAAACCUUUAAAAAUACACCGCUACCCAAUUAUUAUAUUAUGCAUCAGCAUUUUUUGUCUGCAAUCAUCUUUAUUCAUUCUAUUCGAGAAAUAUAAUCAGAAGGAACGAUGUACAUUAGCUUCCCCCUUGUGACAGAAGAUUAUUCUUAUCAUAUGAAUACCUUUUUUAUUUUUAAACACUGAUCAUUUUUGUGUGCUUCUAUUAUUCUAUCAAGUUUGAUAAUUUACAGAGGGAAAUCAAGCCUUUCAUUAAGUUUCUCAUAAAUUAGUUAAUGUUUCAUGUCUUUGAGAUUACUAAGAUUUACCUUGUGAUAAAUCUAUUUGUUUUAAUUCAAUUCCUACAAGUCAUCAUAGAUGGUAUCUAAUUGGUUAUUGACUAUGAGUAAAUUUCAUACUUAAUUGCUGGUGUAACUGUAGCAAGCAUUGUGAUCGCCUUCAUCUAUAACCUUCAUAUAUUAGGGCAAUAUUAUUUAUAAUUAAGGAACUGUAGAGACGGAAGAUUUUUUAAUGACAAUCCUCAAGUUUAAGUUACCAAUUUGAGAGAAGAGGAUUUAGAAAAAUUAGAAAUUAAGUCCUUUAAUUCUUAACUAGAAGUGUAAUAAAAACGAAACUAAGCUGUAGAUUUAGCCUAAUUGGAAGAGUAGAAUAAUAAUACAAUUUAAUGUCCCAUUUGCGGUGAUGAUAUCCAAAAAAAAUAGAAAAUUAUAUUACUGGAAUGCUAACAUAUAUUUCAUUCUGACUGUCUAAUUAGAUGGUUGAAAAUCAAGAAUUCUUGUCCCUACUGUAGGAGAUCGGCAGUAAAAUGUUAAUAAUGAUUUUAUAGAUAUAUUUAAUUAUAUAUUUAUGUCUCGUAA
Molecule: messenger RNA, 927 nt
Organism: Paramecium tetraurelia
Lineage: Eukaryota; Ciliophora; Oligohymenophorea; Peniculida; Parameciidae
Exons: 3
Source: RefSeq, a predicted model, not a curated record